AUGAAUGGCUUUGAAAGAUUUGUUCAAGUUGGGCGUGUCAUUUUAUUAAAAAAUGGACCUCAAAAGGGUACGGUAGCUGCCAUUAUCGACAUCGUUGACAACAAAAGGGUAAUCGUUGACUGUGCUAGUCAAGAGUUCCCUCGUCAAAUCGUUCGUCUUGGCCAAGUUACCCUCACAUCGAUUGUCAUGGAUAUUCCCCGUGGUGCUACUACUGGAAUUGUUGCCAAGAAGUGGCAAGCGCAAAACAUUUCAGAUAAGUGGACUGCUACUGCCUGGGCUAAGAAGUUGCAGACUGUGAAGACUCGUAGCCAACUUGGAGACUUUGAGCGUUUUGCCGUUUUGCGUUACAAAAAGCAACGUCGCAAUCAAGUCGAGCGUGCUCUCGUCAGCGCUUAA
Molecule: messenger RNA, 396 nt
Organism: Schizosaccharomyces osmophilus
Lineage: Eukaryota; Fungi; Ascomycota; Schizosaccharomycetes; Schizosaccharomycetales; Schizosaccharomycetaceae
Product: 60S ribosomal protein L14
Exons: 2
Coding region: 1-396 (131 amino acids)
Biological process (GO): ribosomal large subunit biogenesis; translation
Cellular component (GO): cytosolic large ribosomal subunit; ribosome
Molecular function (GO): structural constituent of ribosome; RNA binding
Source: RefSeq, a predicted model, not a curated record